Messenger RNA from Symbiodinium natans, 525 nucleotides. The record is from the annotation of a GenBank genome assembly. Lineage: Eukaryota; Dinophyceae; Suessiales; Symbiodiniaceae.
AUGCGCAUCGCCUACCGUUUCACCUUCCUCCAGUUUCAUGAGGACGAGAGUGAGGAUGAGGAUGACGCUGCACAGGGUCGAGCCCACAGUGCGCCGCCGCGCUUAGGCUUCACGGCGGAAAUCACUCCGGCUAUCGGUCCUGGCUCGGCAGGCGUGGGCGCAUUCGCGAAUUUGCAAGAUGCAGAAGGAGGCGAUGGCGGUACUCCUUUUGCCGCAGUCGGCGAUGGCGGUGCCGCUGUUGCCUCAGUCCCGCAGGACUGUGACGACACCUCUUCAUCGGACGAGGAGCCAGCCAAUAAGUGCAACCAGCACAGCGAGGGAAGCGCUGGACAUCCCGUGCAGGAUUCCCCGACGUUGACGCGAUCUUCGACAUCCUUGAGUGGGAGUGGGAGAUCCAGCAGGGGCAUGCUGCUCGGCUUGAUUCCAGUGGCACAACCGCGACGGGAUCUUCCUCCAGCUCCGAAGGCGUCGCGCCCGGCGCCGCGCCCGUGUCGGGGAGGCUGCGGCAUCUGCUGCACCAUCUGA